This is a messenger RNA of Perognathus longimembris pacificus (Pacific pocket mouse), 682 nucleotides long. RefSeq names its product transcription elongation factor A protein-like 9. Lineage: Eukaryota; Metazoa; Chordata; Mammalia; Rodentia; Heteromyidae. The transcript has a single exon. The record is from RefSeq and is a predicted model, not a curated record. Bases 148 to 462 code for a protein of 104 amino acids.
GCUGGGCAGUCGGAGGUGCGGGAAGCCAGUGGAAGGAGGAGUCAGCUUGCUGGGAUUUUACAGGUCUGUGCUUAGCACUGCCCGAGGCUAGGAAAGUAAGAGAAAGAAACGGCUCGGAUCACUAAUUGAAAUUAGACAGGAAAAAAGAUGAGAAGCAGAGACAAUAUGAACCCCUGUCAAAAAAUGGAAGGAAAUACAGAAAAUGAGAAUGAACCAAAGCCUGAGGAGAAGCCAGAAGAGGAGGAAGAACCAGAGGAGGAGGAGAAUGCAGAAAAAACCUUUAGAGAAAGGCUAAUUCAAUCUCUCCAAAAAUUUAAAGAAGACAUACAUAACAGGCAUUUAAGCAAUGAGGAUAUGUUUAGAGAAGUGGAUGAGAUACAUGAGAUAAAGAGAGUGAGAAACAAACUUAUUGUGAUGCGUUGGAAAGUUAAUCGAAACCAUCCUCACCCCUAUUUAAUGUAGCUUACCUUGAUGUCUAUUUUAUCUGAUAUUAACAUUGCCAUAUAGAUUUUUUUCUCUUUUUUUUUAGCAUUUUCCUGAUAUAUCUUUGCCCAUCUUUCUACUUUUAACCUCUUAUUCUUAGUAGUUUUAGAUGUACCUCUUGUUAUCUACAGUUCAUUGUUUAUUGUAGUUGGAACCAAUCUACAAAUCUUUUAAAAGGAGAGCUUUACUAAUUUGUAAG